ACCACCACCUGGACCUCGCUCCGGUGCGAUCGAAUUUCGGGCUACUACGGGUUCGGCCUGUUCGCCGUCAAAUACGACUUCGGGUGUCUCUGUUACAACGAUGUCGACACCUUCUGUCGGGUGAACGGUCUCAGUUACACUAUGAACAGCUGGAUCAAAGGUCAAUUCAACUACCAAUCCUACAACAAGUACCCUACCGGAUCUCAACCUAUUUGCGAUGACAAGGGAGGCUACACCUGUCCUUUCGGCAAGAACUCUGACGGUUCUUGCGCUCAACACGCCGCGUCUUGUGGGGACGGUCAGUGUCUUCAGUCCGACGGGACGUGCUGCCCGAGAGGAACGACCAAGAUCAACGGAUUGUGCUGUGCGACGACUUGCCGUGGAACCUCGAACGGCCAAUGCUACGGCUCGGGUUCUUGUACCAACGGCAAGGUCUUGUCAAACGAACUCUGCUGUCAGUCGGGAUGGACCGGAUACGAUACCGUCUGCUGUCCUUCCGGUCAAGUCUUGAACAGCGCAAAGACUGGCUGCACCGCUCAGUGUACCACCCAGCAGAAAUUCGUUCCCGAAUCCGGUACCUGUCAACCCAAGUGCGGUUCCGGAUUCACCUGGUCUUCGUCUUCGACCAAUCCCGACGGCCUUUGUUGCACCGGUGGCCGGGUCUGUAACACCAAGGUGUGCUGCUUGACCACUGAAAUCGAAAGCGAAGGUCACUGCUGUCCUAAAGGCUACACUUGGAGGAACAACGCCUGUCAAGCACCUUCCGGUGUCCCUACCGCCCCCAAAUCGCGUCGACGAGCCCUCAACAACAACAAGCGACACUUGUCACUGGCCGAGAAGUCUCGACUCCGAAUCGACGAGAAGCUCUGCCCCAAGACCAUGUCGGCCUGUCCCAUCGGCAAGGAGUCGUCUAGCUACGAAUGCCUCGACACCUUUACCGACAUCUCUUCUUGCGGAGGGUGUGCUUCGGUCGGCGAGGGACAGGACUGUACCGCCAUCAAGGGGGCCAAGUGGAUGGGUUGCGAACAAGGGUCGUGCGUCGUCUAUUCGUGCCGACCGGGCUUCAAAUUGGUCGGGGGCAAGGAAUGUGUAAAAGCAUAGGCUGCACCGCCACAAACAAAAAGGACCUCUUCUUUUCUCUCUCUUAUCUUGGGUUUAUCGGGGCUAUCACUCAAGGACGACAUCAUCACGCACGCAUACGGCCACACACCACAUCAUAAUUACUCGAGCGAUCCUUGUCGACGCAUCGAAUUGUCAUUCAUUACGACUAGUAGAGGCGCGAAGCGCUUUCUCCACCUUGUACCCACCACCACGUUGCGAUAGACACCUGUAUGCACCAGGCACUUUAGAUGCUUUAUCUUAUCGAUGAGCGAUACCAUCCAUAUCUAUCGAUUCAUUCCUUUUGCAUACACGGCCUCGCUGCUAGCUCCAAAUGCCUAA
This is a messenger RNA of Filobasidium floriforme, 1440 nucleotides long. RefSeq names its product putative Pria protein precursor. The annotation marks the transcript as partial. Lineage: Eukaryota; Fungi; Basidiomycota; Tremellomycetes; Filobasidiales; Filobasidiaceae. The transcript has 5 exons. The record is from RefSeq and is a predicted model, not a curated record.